Sphaerodactylus townsendi is the source of this 3879-nucleotide messenger RNA. It is a transcript of the gene ACAD10, whose product is annotated as acyl-CoA dehydrogenase family member 10. The transcript has 21 exons. Lineage: Eukaryota; Metazoa; Chordata; Lepidosauria; Squamata; Sphaerodactylidae. The record is from RefSeq and is a predicted model, not a curated record. Gene Ontology annotation, molecular function: oxidoreductase activity, acting on the CH-CH group of donors; flavin adenine dinucleotide binding. The coding region runs from base 111 to 3269 and encodes 1052 amino acids.
GUAGUCAGCUGAGCGGCUCGGCUCCCCGCGGACUGAGCGCGACACUCCGCUCUCGCGAGAACCGCCCGGGACGGUUCGGCGUGGUAUCACCUCGGCAGGAGUUCCACAAAAUGUACAUUGGGAAGUUUUUCCAAGCCUGUUACCACCACCAUGCCAGAUCAAGACUCUUACAACAUGCUUGCGGCCUAUCUCUGAACUCGGCACUGGGGAGGAAUUAUGCCGCCUGCCCCUAUAAAGCUGUGAUCUUUGACAUGGGUGGUGUUCUCCUUCCUUCGCCCAUGAAACUGGCUGCAGAGUGGGAGGUCCGGAACUGCGUCUCUCCUGGUACUCUUAUGCAAGCCUUUGUAUCUGGAGGGGAGAACAGACCCUGGAUGAAAUUCAUGAGAGGGGAGCUGAGCCCAGAAGAGUUUCUGCAUGAAUUUGGGCAGCAGUGCUCCAAGAUCGCAAAUUCCUCCGUUCCAGUGGACUCUUUUCUUUCUGAGCUAACCAGCAAUGCAAUGUCUAAACAGCUCCCGGUGAUGACCCAGGCUAUAAAAUGCAUCCGGACCGAAGGCCUGAAGACAGCAGUGUUGAGUAACAAUUUUUAUUUACACAGCGGAGAAAGCUUCCUGCCCCUGGACCGAAAGCAGUUUGAUGUGGUAGUUGAGUCUUGCCGAGAAGGGAUCUGCAAACCAGACCCUGCGAUCUACAAGGUGUGCUUGGGGCGCCUGGGGGUUCAAGCGAGAGAGUGCAUUUUUCUGGACGAUCUGGGACAGAACCUCAAAACUGCUCUACAGCUUGGCAUUAAAACAAUACAGGUCCAUGAGCCAGAUCCAGCUGUCCGUGAGCUGGAGGCCUGUUUGGGCUUCCCUCUGCAGUGCUUCGUUCCAUACACACGCUCUGUGAGGCCAGCCAUGGAAAUCCCGAAGGAGCCGCUCCAGAAAUACCUUGAAAGUGUCUUUGGGGCUCAAGCAGAAGGGCCUCUAUUACUGCGGCAGUUCAGCCACGGGCAGUCCAAUCCAACGUAUUACAUCCAGUUUGGGGAUCGCCACUUGGUCCUGAGGAAGAAGCCCCCUGGCCAGCUGCUGCCAUCCGCUCAUGCUGUGGAGAGAGAGUACAGGAUUUUGAAGGCUCUGGCCGAUGUCAGCAUCCCAGUCCCAAAAGUUCUGUCUCUCUGUGAAGAUUCAAGCAUCCUUGGCACCCCUUUUUACCUCAUGGACUACUGCACCGGCCGGAUCUUCAAGGACCCCUCCCUUCCAGGACUGGAGCCCAGCCAGCGGGGCGAGAUUUGUGCUGCCAUGAACAGAGUCCUCUGCCAGAUCCACAGUGUAGACAUUAAAGCAGCUGGCCUGGAAGAUUACGGAAGGCAAGGGAACUAUAUUCAGCGACAAGUGCAGACCUGGACCAAACAGUACCGUGCCACGGAGACAAACCCGAUCCCCGCCAUGGAGAGGCUGAUGGCGUGGCUCCCCUCCCACCUACCAACCAGCCAGCGGCUUUCUAUCGUGCACGGAGAUUUCAGGCUGGACAACCUGGUCUUCCACCCAGAUGAUCCGGAGGUUGUCUCUGUCCUGGACUGGGAACUCUCCACCUUGGGUGACCCCCUUUCUGAUGUGGCCUAUAACUGCCUUGUGUAUUAUCUGCCAUCUCAUUCCAGCAUCCUAAAAGGUCUGAGCGACUGCGAUCUGAGCCUGCUGGGCAUCCCCACACCAGAGGAAUAUUUCCUGCUGUAUUGCGACCACAUGGGCAUCCCUCCCAUCGAGAACUGGAACUUCUACAUGGCGUUCUCCUUUUUCAGAGUGGCGGCAAUCCUGCAAGGAGUGUACAAGCGCUCGCUCACAGGUCAGGCCAGCUCUGCAACAGCCGAAAGCAGCGGGCGGCAGGCAGAGUUGAUGGCCAACCUGGGCUGGGAUUUUGCCACCAAAGAAGGCUUCCGGGUCUUCAAAGGGCUUUCGACCCCUAGAUCUCCGAGCAAGCCCUUCAGCACACAAGCUGGUCCAAGCCCAUCCCCGAGGAGGAGCUACACCAUGGGACCACACUCCGGGUUGGCUCCUGCAUCCAAGUCUCAGCUGAUCAUCUCUCCGGAAGGCUUACCCAGCCGGGUUCAAGAGCUGUAUCACAAGCUGGAGAGAUUUAUGAGCGACCACAUCUAUCCAGCCGAGCAGAUCCUGCGAGACCAUCAGGCUGCCCAGAGCAGGUGGACGCCACAUCCCCUCACAGAGGAGCUCAAGGACAGGGCAAAGUCCGAGGGCCUCUGGAACCUUUUUGUCCCUUUGGAGAGUGACCCGGAUAUGAAAUACGGAGCAGGUUUGACAAAUGUGGCUUAUGCCCACUUGUGUGAACUGAUGGGGACUUCGCUCUAUGCGCCUGAGAUCUUCAAUUGCUCCGCCCCUGACACAGGCAACAUGGAGGUGCUGCUGCGUUACGGCACGGAAGCCCAGAAGGAGCGCUGGCUGCAGCCUCUGCUGGAGGGCAAGAUCCGCUCCUGCUUUGCCAUGACGGAGCCACAGGUUGCUUCCUCUGAUGCCACCAACAUCGAGGCUUCCAUCACCAAGGGACAAGGCGUCUAUGUUCUGAAUGGACGCAAAUGGUGGAUUUCGGGCUCCCUGGAUCCUCGCUGCCAGCUCUGCAUCUUCAUGGGCAAGACGGACCCCACAGCCCCAAGACACCAGCAGCAGUCAAUGCUCCUCGUCCCUAUGAACACUCCUGGAAUGACAGUCACUCGGCCACUCACCGUGUACGGCUUGGACGAUGCUCCAGCUGGCCAUGGGGAGAUCACUUUUGAAAACGUUUGUGUUCCCCAAGAGAACAUCUUGCUGGGCCCUGGCCGAGGGUUUGAGAUUGCUCAGGGGAGGCUGGGCCCAGGAAGGAUACAUCACUGCAUGAGGCUGAUUGGCUAUGCGGAAAGAGCGUUAUCGCUCAUGAAGGAGCGGGUGACGUCCCGAACAGCGUUCGGAAAGCCCUUAGCAGAACAAGGCACAAUCAGGGCAGCCAUUGCCGAGUCCCGAGUUGAAAUUGAGCAGGCACGGCUGCUAGUCCUCAAGGCCGCUCACCUUAUGGACGUUGUUGGAAACAAGGAGGCUGCUCUAGAGAUUGCCAUGAUCAAAGUGGUGGCUCCAAACAUGGCCUUGCGGGUCAUCGAUCGGGCGAUCCAGGCAUUCGGCGCAGCAGGACUCAGCAAUGACUAUCCGCUAGCGCAGUUCUUUGCCUGGGCACGGGCUCUGCGUCUGGCCGACGGCCCCGAUGAAGUCCACAGGGCAGCCAUUGCCAAAAUGGAACUGAAGCGUUAGCUGCAUCACAAGUUGUGGUCAAGAACGAGUCGAUGUUUUAUCAGCUGGUGGUGGGAAAAGAAUCCUGGUUGACUGUUUGAGGUUGCACGGAUGAAUGUGGACCAUUUGCAACUGCAGUAUCCAAGCGGAUUUCUGCAGCACUUUAGUUAAGAAUAAGCACAAUCAACUGUGGGGGAAAGAAUCAAAGAAGCAGGCAGCUCACAGGACUUUGAGGACCCUGCUAAAAUUCUCAGCCAUCUCCAGCAACUUCAGGGACUCUGGAGAAGAGAUCCAGCGCCCAAAGAUCAUGGACAGCUGGACCGUUUUGUAUUUCAGUGCCUUACUAGGUCACACUUUGCUUAGCAGAGAACUUCUGAUUACCUCCAAGGCCUUCAUGAGAAGGCCAGGAGCUUAGAUCCGAGUUGAGUAUCCUGAAAAUGGCUUUGGGGUGAGGGGAGAAGCCAAGGAUUUUCUCAAGGACCUCUGGCAGAGUGUAACCCCCCAAACACACACACUGCUUACUAGUGUUUUUUUGUUACGUUUUGUGGGGCUUUGCACUUUAACAUGCUAAUUCAUGGAUGUAAUUAUCUUACCAAACCGGUUUAAAAAGUAAAGUAAAAAGAACACCUUC